AAAGAGUAUUUGUUAGUAGAACGAUAGAAAUUGAGCGGUCUAGUUUUCAUAAUUCCCCAAAAUCAUCCGCCAGACAUGGCUGUUGUUCAAAUUUCCAGCUCUCUCUGCACUUCAAUUCGUGAUGUUGUUAUGUCAAACCCAGUAAGCAUUUCUUCUAUUAAGGGCUCAACUCGUACUCAAUUUGGGACUACUUUUGCAACUGGUUCUCCCCUCUUGAUCAGGAACAGUUUCUCUCGAAUAAAAGCUAUGCCAAGUAGAGCAGCAUCACUUUCCAUACGAUGUGAGCAGAGUAGCAAGGAAGAAAGUAAUUUGGAUGUAUGGCUUGGUCGAUCUGCCAUGGUUGGUUUUGCAGCUGCUAUUAGUGUAGAAAUAGCCACAGGCAAAGGACUUCUGGAGAAUUUUGGGGUCUCAGGGCCCUUACCCACAGUAGCAUUGGCAGUCACUGCAUUGGUGGGCGUUCUGACCGCUGUCUUCAUCUUCCAGUCUGCGUCAAGGAACUGAUUAUUUUCUUUUCUCUUCUUGUUUAUGUAUCUAAAGAGUGAUAUUGAUGCAUCCUUAUUCAUCUAAACAAAUAUUAUCACUUUGUCAAUAGAAAUUCUAUUCACUGCUGAA
Molecule: messenger RNA, 612 nt
Organism: Solanum verrucosum
Lineage: Eukaryota; Viridiplantae; Streptophyta; Magnoliopsida; Solanales; Solanaceae
Product: stress enhanced protein 1, chloroplastic
Exons: 4
Coding region: 76-501 (141 amino acids)
Biological process (GO): cellular response to high light intensity
Source: RefSeq, a predicted model, not a curated record